UAGCGCAGCCUUUUCUGAUUUUGGUUCUGCAUUGUGAGUUUCCAGGUAGUAAUAUUUUUUCCAGAGAAGGAAUAUAAGAUAUACUAACAUCAAGGCAAGUUCUGGAUUGAGUAUUUACGAUGUUGGUGUUGUUUUUGUGAUGGAUUACUGAUUAUUCUUCAAUUCAAAAUGGAACAAAGAAGACGGAAGCCAAAGGGUGCGCAGGAAUAUCUUGUCCGAUGCUUGGUUGCUGUACUCAUGGCGAGUGUAGCCUCAGCGCAAUUAAGAUAUUCAAUCUUCGAGGAAGUCAAAGAAGGGACUGUGGUUGGAAAUAUAGCAAAGGAUCUCGGAUUAGAUAAAAGCACACUGAAGGACAGAAAGUAUCGUAUUGUUUCUAGCGAUACAGAUCCGCUUUUCCAUGUCAGUCAAAACGAUGGUAUCCUGUAUGUGAGCCGAAAAAUUGACAGAGAAGUAGCGUGUGCGCAGACCAGUACGUGUGUGAUAAACGUGAAAACUGUGAUUGAAAACCCACUGGAAGUUCAUUAUGUUGAAGUGGACGUUAUAGAUAUUAAUGACCAUUCACCUGUGUUCACAGAAAAUAAUAAAAAACUGGAAAUUUCAGAGUCCGUCUUACCCGGAGCGCGAUUUCAGCUUAAAGCAGCACGCGAUUCAGACAGUGGUCCUUUCUCUGUGCAGCAAUAUAAACUCAGUCCCAACGACCACUUUCGUUUAGAAGUAAAGGAUAAAGGAGAUGAUGGAAAAAUACCAAUCCUGGUUGUCCAAAAAUCUUUAGACAGGGAAACGGCAGGAACUCACUCGUUGAUACUGACAGCCUUGGAUGGAGGUAAACCCCCGAAAACUGGUAACAUGAAUAUUCUAGUCAUUGUUUUGGAUAACAAUGAUAAUGCACCUAUGUUUUCUAAAGGUGAUUAUUCUGUUCGGCUCAGUGAAAAUGUUCCUGUAGGAACUAAAGUUAUACAGGUGAAUGCCACCGAUUUAGAUGACGGAACAAAUGGAAAUGUAAUGUAUUCGUUUAGCAACAGCGUGAAUCAAAAUAUAAUAAAUCUUUUCGAUAUUAAUCAACUGACAGGAGAGCUAACCGUUAAAGAUUUAAUAGACUACGAGGAGAAGGACAGAUACGAAAUUGAAAUCGUAGCAUCUGACAGAGGUUUCGCACCUCUUACAACAGAGAAAAGUGUCAUUAUUAAGGUCGUUGACGUGAACGAUAACGCACCUGAGAUAGAAAUUACCUCAUUUUCCAGCUCGAUUCCUGAAGAUUCCAGAUCUGGAACUACAGUUGCCAUUAUUAGUGUUAAUGAUUUAGACUCUGGUCUUAAUGGAAAGGUUAUCUGUAAUGUAAAUGAAGACGUUCCGUUUACUUUAUUACCAUCCUUGAAAGACAAAAUGUUUUCACUAGUGACUAAAUCUCCCCUGGACAGAGAGAAACAGUCACAUUAUGAGCUCACAAUAACUGCAAAAGACGCAGGAGAACCUCCCUUAUCAUCUGUAAAAUCAAUAAGCGUUAUGAUAUCGGAUGUGAAUGACAACAGUCCGGAAUUUGCACUGAACCCAUACACGUUCUAUGUGUCCGAGGGUAAUCCUCCAGGUGCAUCGGUGUUUUCUGUUGAAGCUGUUGAUCGUGAUGAGAAUGAGAAUGCGGUCAUUUUCUACAAUAUUGUCAGAGAUGGAAGCGAAGAUAAUAAGAUGGCUUCAUUUCUCAACAUAAACUCUGAAACUGGUACUAUUGUGGCGCUAAAAAGUUUUGACUUUGAAACGCUGAAAACCUUCCAGCUCCAAGUUGUUGCCACAGAUUCAGGAACUCCGUCUCUAAGCAGCAACGUCACAGUGAACGUGUUCAUUCUGGAUCAGAACGACAACGCUCCAGUCAUCCUGUAUCCAGUCAGCUCCAACGGUUCUGCUGAAGGUGUGGAGGAGAUUCCCCGCAAUGUGAACGCAGGGCACUUGGUGACUAAAGUCAGAGCCUAUGAUGCUGAUAUAGGAUAUAACGGCUGGUUGCUGUUCUCACUGCAGGAAGUUUCUGACCACAGUCUCUUUGGUUUGGACCGCUAUACAGGACAGAUCAGAACACUUCGCUCAUUCACAGAGACAGACGAGGCUGAGCAUAAACUGGUCAUACUGGUCAAAGACAAUGGGAAUGUCUCACUCUCAGCAACAGCUACUGUGAUUGUCAAACUUGUGGAGCCAAAAGAGGCUUUUGCAGCUUCUGAUGUGAAAAGUGCAGCAAGAGACGAUGAAGAUAAUAAUGUGACUCUUUACCUGAUGAUAACGUUGGGCUCAGUUUCAGUUCUUUUUGUUAUCAGCAUCAUUGUGCUGAUUGCAAUGCAGUGCUCAAAAUCCACAGACUAUACUUCAAAAUAUCUGCAAGAAACUAAUUAUGAUGGAACACUGUGUCACAGCAUCCAGUACAGAUCUGGAGAGAAACGGUACAUGUUAGUGGGACCCAGAAUGAGUAUAGGAUCUACUAUUGUUCCAGGAAGCCAUGCCAAUACAUUAGUGCUACCUGACAGGGGAGGAGCAUGUAUGGAGGUAAGGCUUUUGCAUAAACACUUGCUUGUUUUCAGUGCUCCGCGAGGUGGCUGUUAA
This is a messenger RNA of Melanotaenia boesemani (Boeseman's rainbowfish), 2583 nucleotides long. RefSeq names its product protocadherin alpha-8-like. Gene Ontology annotation, biological process: homophilic cell-cell adhesion. Lineage: Eukaryota; Metazoa; Chordata; Actinopteri; Atheriniformes; Melanotaeniidae. The coding region runs from base 169 to 2583 and encodes 804 amino acids. The transcript has 2 exons. Gene Ontology annotation, cellular component: plasma membrane. The record is from RefSeq and is a predicted model, not a curated record. Gene Ontology annotation, molecular function: calcium ion binding.